UCCCCGGCCCGAAGGCUCUGCCACGAUCACCGUGGUCCCCGCGCCUCCGCCGCCCGCUGCCCAAAUCAAAUCCAGGUCCCCAAGGGUGACUGGAAGAAGGCUGCCUGGAACCUGCAGCCCCAACUCUCCUCCUCAGCAAUACCCCCUUCCAUUGUAAUCUAUAGCACUGCUGAGGCAGGGCUGGAGCAUGAAAGGGCCCUUUCUAAGGUCUCAGGAGUAAUCAAAGGAAAAAUGAAGGCAAAAGGGACCCAAAUCAGCAUUCUCAGCCCUGAGACACACUGGUGUCUAAGUUGUGUGGUCUCCGCCGAGAAGCACGGGGAAGCUUUUCUCCCUGCUUGGCUUCUACUUUUAACUCUUAGGAGCGUCGCUUAACACAUUCAGACUACAAUCCAGACCCAAGAAAGCAAGGCCCAGAAAGAGGUCAAGAUGGGGUUUAUAUUUUCAAAAUCUAUGAAUGAAAAUAUGAAAAACCAACAGGAGUUCAUGGUUACGCAUGCUGACCUUCAGCUGGAAAGGCAGCUAACACUGCAGAAUGAAAUGAGAGAAAGACUAAUGGCCAUGCAGAUUGCUUGGUCUCGGGAAUUUCUCAAAUAUUUUGGAACUUUUUUUGGCAUUGCAGCCUUCUCUUUAACAUCUGGAGCAAUAAAAAGGAAGAAGCCAGCCUUCCUCGUCCCUAUUGUUCCAUUGGGCUUUAUCUUUGCCUACCAGUAUGACUUGGGCUAUGGAACUCUUCUACAAAGAAUGAAAGGUGAAGCCGAGAACGUACUGGAUACAGAAAAGAGUAAGUUGCAGCUGCCAAAAGGAACGAUCACUUUUGAAAGCCUUGAAAAAGCCAGAAAGGAACAGAGUCAAUUCUUCACAGACAAAUGAAAUCAUGUUUACCCACCAGAUAUCAAAACACAGAAUUGUUGUCUUGAAUCAUGGCUUUUGCAAUUUUUUAAAUACUCAAGAUUUUGAUAUAAUGGAUUUAAUUUUAAAAAAUUAAAAUGCAAGAUGAGUUUUGUUAAACUAUUUUAAACUAAAAUUUAUAAUAUUCAACACAAAAUCAUGGAGGUACUCUAAAUAACUCUCAGAUUUCCUACAUUUAUGUGUGUUACAAAUAUCUAAAUGUAAAAUUAAUAAACUAUAUUGUUUUGAAUUCC
Molecule: messenger RNA, 1142 nt
Organism: Diceros bicornis minor
Lineage: Eukaryota; Metazoa; Chordata; Mammalia; Perissodactyla; Rhinocerotidae
Gene: PLGRKT
Product: plasminogen receptor with a C-terminal lysine
Exons: 7
Coding region: 427-870 (147 amino acids)
Biological process (GO): positive regulation of plasminogen activation
Cellular component (GO): plasma membrane
Source: RefSeq, a predicted model, not a curated record